Molecule: messenger RNA, 1590 nt
Organism: Somion occarium
Lineage: Eukaryota; Fungi; Basidiomycota; Agaricomycetes; Polyporales; Cerrenaceae
Source: the annotation of a GenBank genome assembly
GAGGCUAGCCCAAAUACUAAUCAUGCCUGCUGAUUGUCUUCUCCCUUAAUGGUUCCUAGACCGUUCAGGAUACUUCACCGUGCUAUGGCCACUAUUGCAAAGCAAACUGGUCAACCUAUUUCCUAUACACCAGAGGGAGCCGUGUUGAUUUCCUACAAAGAUCUGACUUCGUCCCCCUUAUCUCUGUCAAGCUCUAUCGACAAAGCAUUUGGUUCAGGACCAGACUGUUUGGGGAUCAUCCUCGUCCGAGAUCUUCCUCCCAGCUAUCCAGCUUCACGAGAGAGACUGCUGAAGCUUGCAUACAAAUUCGCCAAAUUACCGGAGCCUAUUCGCGAACAGUAUGCAGAUCCGGGCAGCCGCUACAGUUUCGGAUGGUCCCACGGUAAAGAAAUAAUGAACGGAAGGCCAGACACCUUAAAGGGGUCCUACUACGCCAAUCCCGUUGUAGAUAGUCCCGCAGUGUCAUCUGAACUUCGUGUCUCAUAUCCUGAAUAUUAUGGCAAUAACAUCUGGCCCAGCAACGAUAUCAAGGAGGUGGAAGGAUUUGAGCAAGCUUUCAAAGACCUGGGACGAUUGGUUUUCAAAGUUGGUUGUGAAUUAGCAACUGCGUGUCAGCCUUUCGCGUCUUCCUAUCUCUCGGAUUCAUCCCUUUCGUUGUCCAAGCUGAUUGGAUCAUCACAAACUGUCAAGGCCAGGCUCUUGCAUUAUUUUCCACCGUCGCCAGACGCACCGCUUCCCACUGAGGAUGAACCUAUAGAUAGCUGGUGUGGUUUCCAUCUUGACCAUUCAUUGUUGACCGGACUUUGCUCAGCUAUGUAUCUACGUGAGGUACCCAAUGGUGAACCUACCGUUGCGUCAUCCACCUCCCCAUCGUCUGGUCUGUAUAUCAAGACCCGAGGCGGGGCUCUCACCAAGGUGUCCAUCCCCCCAGACUGCUUGGCUUUCCAGACUGGCGAAGCUCUCGAACUCGCCACGGCUGGAAAAUUACGGGCAACUCCUCAUUGCGUACGUGUUGGGGCAGGAGGAGGGGCCGACCAAGUCUCUCGAGAGACUCUUGCUUUGUUCAUGCAGCCGGACGUUGACCAGCAACUCUCUGCUUCUGACACGUUCGGCACAUUUAGCAAACGUAUAUUUGACGAGCAUUACAACCAAGAAGCAACUAUGUAACACAGCUCUAAUUAUACAGCACAUAUCCCAGGAAAUCCCACACAACAAAUAAAACAACUGCUUGAACUAGGGUGUCACCGGCGAGUCCUCUUGGUCUGAAAUCACACUCCAGUCACUCGUAGCGCCUCGAGAGCUUUCGCCUGACAGCCUUCGCGAACGCGAAGUGGAUGCAGAUAGCCCCUGCUCGCGAAUAGUAUCACGCUCAUCAUCGAAUCUGUCGGAGCGACUCUCAUCCUUUGCUACUAUGCCCUUGAUCAGAGAGCGGGCAUACUCAAGAUCCCGAUAGAUUGCUUCAAUUGCAGUAGCCACGCCAUUCUCCUGCAUGCCAGAAUUAAUGUAUGACAGUGAGCAAUCUGGGAAUAAACUUACCGCUCGGAUGCUCUCGCCAACUACCUUUGCACGAUGUAUCUGUUUUUGGUCUGU